Molecule: messenger RNA, 6006 nt
Organism: Onthophagus taurus
Lineage: Eukaryota; Metazoa; Arthropoda; Insecta; Coleoptera; Scarabaeidae
Source: RefSeq, a predicted model, not a curated record
CAAAUUUAGUUUUUAAGCUAGUCACAUGUGCCCUCUACAUAAUUCGUGUGAUGACGGAUUCCGAUCCAAUAUCCGCAUCCUGCUACGGUUGUACACCGGGGAACAAGACGGAGUACAAGAUCUCAGCAAACCUGACCGAGGAGAAGUUUCAAGAAAAUCCCAUCAUCAAUUGGGAUGCGAUUCUGUGGGUGAACCGCCCCCUGGAGCUGUGGAUCGUUCAGGUCAUAUUAGCGAUGAUAAGCCUGACGGAAGCCCUUCUUCUCGCUUACCUCGGCUAUAAGGGUAACAUAUGGCAACAGUUACUGUCAUUUCAUUUCAUCUUAGAACUUGUAAAUACGAUACCAUUUACAUUAACGGUUUUUUAUCCUCCAAUGAGAAAUCUUUUCAUACCCGUAUUUUUAAAUUGCUGGCUGGCAAAACAUUCGCUGGAAAAUAUGUUCAAUGAUCUCCACAGAGCGAUGCAGAAGUCACAGUCCGCACUUUCACAGCAACUGAUGAUAUUGUCAGCUACACUCCUGUGCCUCGUAUUUACAAGCGUGUGCGGAAUACAACAUUUCCAACGUGCCGGACACCGACAUCUCAAUCUUUUUCAAGCAACGUAUUACGUUGUGGUUACAUUCUCCACCGUUGGUUAUGGCGAUUUUGUGCCUGACAUUUGGCCUUCGCAAUUAUACAUGGUGAUAAUGAUUUGUGUAGCUCUCAUUGUCUUACCUACACAAUUUGAACAACUAGCAUUUACAUGGAUGGAACGGCAGAAAUUGGGCGGAUCCUAUUCUUCACACCGCGCCCAGUCCGAAAAGCACGUCGUUGUGUGUAGCACAACGUUGCAUGCAGACACAAUAAUGGAUUUCCUGAACGAGUUCUACGCCCAUCCGCUUCUCCAAGACUAUUACGUGGUGUUACUGUCACCGAUGGAGCUCGACACCACGAUGAGAAUGAUCCUCCAGGUGCCCAUUUGGGCACAAAGGGUAAUUUACAUUCAAGGAUCUUGCCUGAAGGAUGCAGACCUUGCCAGAGCGCGCAUGAACGAAGCGGAAGCUUGUUUCGUUUUAGCUGCCAGAAACUACGCCGACAAAACUGCCGCGGAUGAACACACAAUUUUACGAUCGUGGGCGGUAAAAGAUUUCGCCCCAAACGUAGCUCAAUACGUGCAAAUCUUUAGACCCGAAAACAAACUUCACGUAAAGUUCGCUGAGUACGUCGUUUGCGAAGACGAGUUCAAAUACGCACUUCUAGCAAAUAACUGCACGUGUCCUGGAGCCUCGACGUUGGUCACGCUCUUGCUGCACACCUCGAGAGGACAGGAAGGACAGCAAUCUCAAGAAGAGUGGCACAAGUUAUACGGACGCUGUUCGGGAAACGAGAUCUAUCACAUUGUUCUCGGCGAUAGCCGCUUCUUUGGCGAAUACGAAGGGAAAAGCUUCACGUACGCCAGCUUCCACUCUCACAGAAAGUAUGGUGUGGCUUUAGUAGGAGUGCGUCCAGAGAAGAUGCCGGAAUUCUACGAAGACACAAUUCUAUUAAAUCCAGGUCCCAGACACAUCAUGAAAACCAGCGAUACGUGUUACUAUAUGAGCAUAACGAAAGAGGAAAAUUCGUCUUUCACGGUAGCUAACCAGCAGGUGAACAAUAACAAUGCGACUUCGGAGCCGGUAAUUGUCACCGCCGAGGAGAAGCCCACCAUCGUGCCAUCUGCUAACAAAGACGCAACGUUUCCUGAUGGCGGAAAUUUAUCAGACUCGAAACAGUGUCUGAGGGACACAUCGCCGGCUUCAAUAAAUAUGGAUGUCUCAGUGACUGGUAAUCACUUAGAUAUACCACGUACAGGAGACAACCCAAAUUUGCUCAGCCCAGAAACGAUUAACCAAAGAAGAAAUUCCAGAAGACCCAGCAUCCUUCCAGUACCUGAUAUGUUCACUAGUUCUACGUUAAACAUUUCUCAAGAUAUUGCUGAUGAAGGAGACGAAAGCGAAGAUGAACUCGAGGACGACGUUCCCUGGAGAUCUCCCAGUGAAAAGAUUGCGUCCAGUCUUUCAAUCGACUCUGGCGAUUCUACAAGACCUGCAUGGCAUGACGAUUGCGUCCGGCAAAAAGAUACAUUAACAGUUCCCACCGAAACACAUUUUAGUAUAUCAGGAAGUCCAAUGAAAGAAAAACGACAAAAAAGGAAGGAGUAUCGCGUUACAAUAAAUCCACCACCAAAAAUCGAAGAGUGCAUCGUUAAAGGAUUUCCACCAGUUUCUCCGUACAUCGGGGUCAGCUCAACAUUGUGUUACUUGCUAAAGGAGAAGAAACCGCUCUGUUGCCUUCAGUUAGCUCAAGUUUGCGAACACUGUAGCUACAGGAAUGCGAGAGAUUACCAGUGGCAGAACAAAACUAUCAUCCUUGCGGCGGAUUACGCCUCGAACGGAAUCUACAACUUUAUUAUACCCUUGAGGGCACACUUUCAAUCGAAGACAUCUCUCAAUCCUAUUAUUCUAUUAUUGGAAAGGCGACCGGAUAUUGCUUUUUUGGAUUCAAUAUCUUAUUUUCCACUGGUGUAUUGGAUGCUGGGAUCUAUAGAUUGUUUGGACGAUCUCCUUCGCGCCGGUAUCACCCUAGCUGAGAAUGUCGUGGUCGUAAAUAAGGAGCUGUCAAACUCUGCCGAGGAGGAUUCGUUGUCUGAUUGCAAUACCAUAGUUGCCGUGCAGACCAUGUUUAAAUUCUUUCCCAGCAUAAAGAGCAUAACCGAGCUGUCUCAAUCGUCGAAUAUGAGAUUUAUGCAGUUUAGGGCACACGAUAAAUAUGCAUUACAUUUAUCUAAGAUGGAAAAGAGGGAAAAAGAAAGAGGUUCCCACAUCUCUUACAUGUUCCGUUUGCCAUUUGCGGCUGGGAGUGUAUUUAGUGCUAGCAUGUUGGAUACGUUGCUUUACCAGGCUUUUGUUAAAGACUACGUGAUCACUUUUGUCCGUUUACUGCUGGGAAUUGACCAAGCCCCUGGAUCCGGAUUCCUAACUUCCAUGAAAAUAACUAAAGAAGAUAUGUGGAUAAGGACUUAUGGUCGUCUUUAUCAAAAACUUUGUUCGACAACGUGUGAAAUUCCAAUAGGAAUUUAUAGGACACAGGACACUUCGUUGUCCGAUUCGUCACAUCUUGAGGAGGAACAUUUUGGACAAGACCGCGUAGGUGUUACGUAUCGACCGAAAGAGGGUACAACAUGUCUAGGAUGUACCGAUAAAAGAAAUUCAGUGUACUCGAUAAACAUGGUAGAGGAAGCGAAAGACAACCACAAGCAGCAAAUAGAGCGUGCUGAAAUUGCCAACCUGGUCCGUUCACGCAUGGACAGCCUCAAUUUGCCCGUAAUCGAUUACAACGAUGUUAGCGAGAAAAGGAACAGCCUUUCAUAUGUGAUUAUUAACCCCAGCUGUGACUUAAAAUUGGAAGAAGGUGACAUUAUAUAUUUGGUGCGUCCAAGUCCAUUUUCGGCACAGAAAACAUUUGAGCGUCACAACAGUAGAAGAAAAUCAAAUAUCAGCUUUUGCUCUCAGAUGCUCGUGAAUCAAAUGGCAACAGCUUCGCAGGCAGGGAGCAGAAGAGGUUCCGGAUUAGGACUAUCAGGUUUUCCAUCUCCGCGAGCUCCGCCUUUAGUAACCACAAAAUCCAACUCUUUAUCCUUACCAGAUAGCCCAACAGUGGCGGGGUAUCAAAGAGGAAGAUCGAAUUCACUCAGAGUAAUUGAUGACAUCCUUUUGCGGAGAUCAAACUCAUUAAGACAGGGUUUAACAUGCAUAGGAACGACUAGAAGGAAGAGUAGUUUAGAGGAUGUGGGUUUAUCCCAUUUUUCGUCAAACUAUGCGAGUAAUCCCAUUAAAAUAGCAUUAAAUGGAAGUAUCGGUUUGGAAGUGACCCCUCCAGAAGAGUGUAGUCCUCCAAUUAUAUCGUCAAAUACAGCUUUGAUAAUAAAUCCUCCACCUUCGAGUGCAGCAGGAACGGGAAGCACUUUAAGCUUAGCGCAAAGUGGACUCCCAAGUUCAAGUGGGACGUUAAAUCAAAGUUUAUUGGGAAUCAAUUUACCGAACGCGCAGUUCGGUGAACCACCGGUGUCACAACAGACGGCGUUACCGUCUACAUCCGGUACGACAGAUCCACAGCACCUUCAAGGAACAAUCGUAUGAUAUAACCUAAUGUGGGGGCGGAGACUAAGUGGAUUGAGGAACAAGUGGCUCUAAACACAACCUCGUCCACAUGUAGCCACCUCUGCGCCAUAGUUCUUCGUUUUUAGUUUUAUUAGCUAGCGCAGAGCUAGAACUCAACCGCAUUUGGCCUUAUCGAGAUAUCAUCAGAAUCUUAUACUAGACUGAUCGCGAUUCACUCUACGCCAGAUCGCGGGUACUGGCUUAGCCAAAUUUUUCUUACGACCGUAGAAUUUAGAAAUACUGACCGAGAGGAUUUUCCAUAGAAAAAGCCGGAUGUGUAAAAAAGAAAUUAUACAACAACGAAAACAAUAACAUCUAAACAUUUAUUUUACUUUAUCAUUAAAGUAACUCAUUAAGCUAAUCGUAUAUUAAAAAACAUUUCUUUUUAACUCAUCCAAAGCAGAUGGCCUAGUCGAAUGGAAAUAUAGCUCAAAUAAGUAAAAAAAAUGUAUAGUUACUACGGGUUUUUUGUAAAUACUUUUCAGUUCACCUUAUCUCGUUUACGAAUCUAAAAAAAUAUAUUGGAGAUACACGUUUCUUCCAUACGGCUGUAAGACCGUUUGCGCAGCCACUUAUCAGUAUAAUUUGAUCAGGUACGGUGAAUGAGGGAUCAAAUAUUGUAGUUAGACACAAAAAAAAUUAUAGCUGUUGGUACUUUCAAAUGGAUUUAGAACCCCUGUUAUUAACACUUGAGUGUGAAGUUUGCGCCACCAAUGAAGUUCUAAUGACGUUUACCUUUAUACAUUUUACAUUACCCUACUAUUUAAGAACUAGUAAUCAGAUGUUACCCUUCUUAGUGCCACUUAAAUUAAAUUCUUUUUGGCCAAGAUGUAUUCUAGAAUAAAUAAAUUUAAUAAAAAAUUUGAAGAAAUAUAUAAAUUGAAUUAAUAAAUUCAUUAUAGAUACAUAUUGGCCAAUUAUAUUAUAAAAAAUCAAAACAUUGCUUAUUUAGCUUAGCAUGAGCCGUCCAGCUAGUAUCGUAAAUAUCUAACUGUUAAUUAUAUACUUAAUUGAAAUUCUUUAAUCGCCCAGUACUACUUCUAAUAUUAAUUAUUACAACACAAAUUUAGUACAUGAGACUGUGGUGUGGUCCAAUAAAUAUCGUGAACUGGUUUAAUAAACUAAUUCACAAACGUGAAUAAAUGACACAAAAAAUAUAUAAAAAAAGAAAUAAUGAAACAAAUGGAUACAUAUCUAACGAUUAAGAUAAAAUAGUAAAUAUUUUUCUAGGGAACAGACGGAUGGAUGUUGAUACUAUUAAGACCAAUGUGCUUUGGUACUAUUGCUUUAUUUGAAACAAGGGAUCGCGGAUACGUUUGCUCUUUCCCGAUCUCCACAUGUAACUAUAGUCGUGUUACACUUGGAGUAUGUAAGAUUGUAAGAUAUUAUUGUAAAUAAAACACAUUUCGAUAACGAUAACACUAAAUUACGGCUAAAAUGAUUGUCGUCAUUGUUAUAUUACACUCUUAAAUUGGAGUUUAGAUUUAGGCGCUUGUAUUUACAUUAAAAAAAAGUAAGAAACAAGUAUAAAGAUGAUAUAAUAAUAAUUGAAUUGAAUAGCGUUUCCAGAUGUAUCAAAGAAAUUGUAUUGUUUUAUACGGGGUUUUCACGAAAAUAUGCUUUUAUUUGAAUAUUCAGACUAAAAUUUUAGAAAUUUUCGUGAAAGCACUGUAUUUAACUCUUUUAAAAUUUAUAACGUGUAUUUCUGGAUCCUGAAAAUUGACGCACGAAGUUUAGAAUUUCUUUAUGCUACGUUUAGGAUAUUGUACAGUAGGGAAAAGGUGUAGCACAUUAUAUACAACGUAUUUUCAAUAUAAUAUCUUUUAUUUCA